UCCAAAGUGGAAAUUCCUCCGUAUCUGAAUCUGUUGUGGCGCUAACAAGGUGACAAAAAUGACAGACACUGUGUCCUAAAAUAGGGGAUUUAUUAAGAAGCAUUUGGCAAUUCAAGAGCCUGAUACAACGAUCUUGUACUUUGUGACCUUUACCCCAGUAACCCAAAAGAGGAUUUGUUCGACGGGAACUGGCAACCCCGCACAAAGACAAUAACAUGGCUUUUCUGCUGCGCCGCUGCUCUAAACUCUCACUGAGAAACGCGUUCAUGAAUACCCACUCGGACUCUGCAGCUCGUCUCCGGAUUCUGCCGAGCACCAGCUGCAUGUUUGACGAAGCUGUUGAGAUAAAACUGAGCGGUUUGACUCCUCAGCAACAUGUGCAGUUACAGUCCAACCUCCGGGACGACAAAGGCGUUGUUUUCAAAGCUACGGCCACAUAUCAGGCGGACGAGAAAGGAGAGGUUGACGUGAGCCGUCAUCCCUCACUGGGGGGAACCUACACAGGUGUUGAACCGAUGGGUUUGUUUUGGUCGAUGCGGCCAGACGUGCCACACAGUAAAGUGGUGAAGAGAGACGCGUCGAGCCCCGUUCACUAUCACAUCGAGGCUUCCAGUGGAGGAGAAGUCCUCGCUAAGGAGACCAACGAAAGGCACUUCACGUGCCCGGGAGUCCGAAGAGCUCCUGUGAGAGAAGGCAGGAUACGAGGAACCCUUUUCACACCACCUGGUGAAGGCCCGUUCCCUGCCAUUGUAGAUCUGUAUACUUUAGGAGGAAUUCUUUGUGAGCCACGAGCAGCUCUACUGGCGAGUAAUGGGUUUGUGGUGCUGGCCCUGGCUCUCUAUGGUUACCAGGACAUGCCCAAAAAAGUUAAUAAGAUUGAGCUGGAGUACUUUGAAGAAGCUGUAAUAUUCCUGCAGAAUUUACCCGAGGUGAAAAAGACUGGGAUAGGCAUAGUGUCCAUCUCAAAGAGUGGAGAAAUAGCUCUGGCAAUGGCAUCAUUCCUGCCCAAUGUGAAAGCCACUGUCUGCCUCAACGGAGGCAUCGCCAAUGUUGUGUUUCCACUCCACUACAAAGACAUUAUCUUCCCACCUCUCACAGAACAUCGGGAGAGGAUAACUGUAACUAAAUCAGGUAUCUUGGACAUCAGAGAUGUUCUAGAAGAUCCCAUGGCAAAGGAGAACCGUGCCAGUCUCAUACCGAUUGAGCGAGCCAGCUGCAAUUUCCUGUUCGUAGUUUCAGAAGAUGACAGAAACUGGAACAGUGCCUAUUACGCAGAGCAAGCUUGCAACAUCCUCAAAGAACAUGGAAAAACAAACUGUGAAGUGGUGAGCUAUCCAAAUGCAGGGCACUUCUUAGAAGUCCCUUACAUGCCCCAUUAUCCAUCUGGAGUCCACGCAGCAGUCGGCCAAGUGGUGGCUUUUGGAGGAGAAACGAAAGUCCAUGCAGACGCACAGGUGGAUACAUGGAGAAGAGUGCAGGAAUUUUUCAGAAAACACUUACAGUGUCCUGAUGGCCCUCUUAAAUCUGCUCUUUAACAAGGCUGGCUGCUGAGAAAUAAGGAAGCCUGAAGAAAAAAAAUCUGUAUGUGAUAUCCUUAAAAACGGUUAAAAUUUAAGACCUGCAGUUCAAGAUUCAUGAUUUAAGAAUCUAAAUUAAAGAAUCUAAAUUAAAGACCUGCAGUUCAAGAUUCAUGAUUUAAGAAUCUAUUGUCAUUUCACAGGGUACAAUGAAAUUGGGUAGCAAUCCUGAUGGUGCAUAAAAAAAAAAAAAAAACUAGGAAUAAAGCAAAAGAAAUAUAUAGGCUUAUGAAAAAUAUAAAAUGCAAGAUAUUUUAAA
Molecule: messenger RNA, 1836 nt
Organism: Pygocentrus nattereri (red-bellied piranha)
Lineage: Eukaryota; Metazoa; Chordata; Actinopteri; Characiformes; Serrasalmidae
Product: acyl-coenzyme A thioesterase 1-like
Exons: 3
Coding region: 216-1535 (439 amino acids)
Biological process (GO): fatty acid metabolic process; acyl-CoA metabolic process
Molecular function (GO): fatty acyl-CoA hydrolase activity
Source: RefSeq, a predicted model, not a curated record